Messenger RNA from Oncorhynchus nerka (sockeye salmon), 4388 nucleotides. Its product is annotated as flotillin-1-like. Bases 502 to 1794 code for a protein of 430 amino acids. Gene Ontology annotation, cellular component: cytoplasmic vesicle; plasma membrane; flotillin complex. Gene Ontology annotation, biological process: positive regulation of endocytosis; regulation of receptor internalization; protein localization to plasma membrane. The transcript has 12 exons. Lineage: Eukaryota; Metazoa; Chordata; Actinopteri; Salmoniformes; Salmonidae. The record is from RefSeq and is a predicted model, not a curated record.
CCAAUUCACCACCUCACCACAAGAUGGCGACAGCACGUUUUGCAAUGGGCGUGAGACGAUGGAUAGACGCUUUUGACGGGAAGAGCUAUAACGGGACAAAAGCUUCAUAUAUACAUACUGGCAUUGGACAGACGACAGCAAGAAUAACACUGCUGUAUUUUGAAAGCCAAAAACAGUAUUGCUGCAACGCAUCUAUACAUUUGCAUUCUGCAUUAGUUCAUUCUGUCAAAUUGCAUCUGAGGAAGAAAACAUGUUCUACACAUGUGGUCCAAAUGAGGCUAUGGUGGUGUCAGGUCCAUUCUCUAACCCAGUGUUUCCCAACCCUGGUCCUCCAGUUCCCCUAGUGCACAUUUUACUUGUAGCCCUUGACAAACACACCUUGUUCAACUCAUUGAGGGCUUGAUGAUUAGUUGACAAGUUGAAUCAAGUGUGCUUGUCCAGGGUUACUCGAGGACCAGGGUUGUGAAACAGUGUAAACAUGUACAAUUAAAGAGCUGUAGGAUGGUAAUAAUACUCUCAUGUGUAUCUCACAAUCCCCCCCCUCUCUCUCUCUGUUUCCCAGGGUGCCUCCGUUCUCCUCCAGUAAUGAUUGCUGGAGGCAGAGUGUUUGUGCUUCCCUGUUUUCAGAAGAUCCAGAGGAUCUCCCUGAACAUUCUGACGCUGAGCGUGAAGAGUGAGAAAGUCUACACCCGACGUGGGGUUCCCAUCUCGGUCACUGGUAUUGCCCAGAUGAAGAUCCAGGGGCAGAACAAGGAGAUGCUGGCCGCAGCCUGUCAGAUGUUCAUGGGGAAGUCGGAGGGCGAGAUCGCCCAAAUCGCCCUGGAGACGCUGGAGGGCCACCAGAGGGCCAUCAUCGCCCACCUGACUGUGGAGGAGAUCUACAGGGACCGUAAGAAGUUCUCAGAGGAGGUGUUCAAGGUGGCCUCGUCCGACCUGUUCAACAUGGGCAUCAGCGUGGUCAGCUACACGCUCAAAGACGUUCACGACGACCAGGACUACCUCCACUCCCUGGGGAAGUCCAGGACCGCCCAGGUGCAGAAAGACGCCCGCAUCGGAGAGGCCCAGUUCAAGCGGGAUGCUGUGAUCAGGGAGGCCCAUGCCAAGCAGGAGAAGAUCUCAGCCCAGCACGUCAAUGAGAUCCAGAUGGCCAUGGCUCAGAGGGACUAUGAGCUGAAGAAAGCAUCCUACGACAUCGAGGUCAACACCAAGAAGGCAGAGUCUGAGAUGGCCUACCAGCUACAGGUGGCCAAGACCAAGCAGCUCAUCGAGGAGGAGAAGAUGCAGGUCCAGGUGGUGGAGCGCUCUCAGCAGAUCAUGCUCCAGCAGCAGGAGAUCACCCGCAAGGAGAAGGAGCUGGAGGCCAAGGUGAAGAAGCCUGCUGAGGCCACGAGAUACCAAAUCGAGAAGCUGGCCGAGGCCCAGCGUGCACAGCUCAUUAUGGAGGCUGAGGCUGAGGCAGAGUCCAUUAGGAUUAAGGGUGAUGCGGAGGCCUUUGCUGUGGAGGCGAAGGGGAGAGCCGAGGCGGAGCAGAUGGCCAAGAAGGCCGAAGCCUUCCAGCAGUACAAGGAGGGAGCCAUGGUGGACAUGCUGCUGGAGCAACUACCACUAAUGGCGGAAGAGAUCAGCAGGCCUCUGGCGCAGGCUCAGAAGAUCACCAUGAUUUCCAGCGGGGGUACCGAGGUGGGCGCGGCCAAGCUCACAGGAGAGGUGCUAGACAUCAUGACCCGCCUUCCGGCGACGGUGGAGAAACUGACGGGAGUCAACAUCUCACAGGUGACAACUCAUAUGGGCUGAGGACUCCGGUGCUCAGGCAAACCUAUUUCACAACCCUGCCUACUACCACAGCCUUUAACUCUCUCCUCAAGUAUGUUAUGCCAAAAAAACAUAUGUUGCCCUACGUAAUUAUUGGGACAGUGAAGCAUUUGAUCUUCUUUUGGCUCUAUUCUCCAAAUGUUUGGAUUUGAAAUCAAACAAUGACUGAGGUUAACGUGCAGACUGUCAGAUUUUCAUCCAUAUCGGGUGAACCGUUUAGAAAUUGCAUUUUGAAUUUUGGAGUCACUUUUAUUGUAGAUAAGAAUAUAAUAUGUUUCUAAACACUUCUACAUUGAUGUGGAUGCUACCAUGAUUAGGGACAAUCCUGAGAAAGUGAGAAAGUUACAGAUGCACAAAUAUCAUAUACCAAAGACAUGAUAACCUCUCACCAUAACAAUAACAGGGGAGGUUAGGGGGGUUUGGGGGGUUAUUAUAUUUGUGUGUCUGUUACUUUCUCACUCAUCAUUAUUCACGAUUCAUUCAGGAUUGUCCCUAAUCAUGGUAGCAUCCACAUGAAUGUAGAAGUGUUUAGAAACAUAUUCUAUUCUUAUUUACAAUAAAAGUGACUCCAAAAUGACACAAUACAUUAUUUACCAUUCAUUUCUAUUGGGAACAAAAUCAUCUGAAACCCAAAACAAACAACAAAUGUAUCCAACAGAUUCGUAGGGUCACAAGCUUGAUGUGGUCAUUGCUGCUAUGAAUAUGGAAACCAAUACUAACCGUUUUACUACUUUUGAAGUAUAGAGUCAAAAUAAGAAAAAAUUCUUCACUGUCCCAAUAGUUACGGAGGGCACUGUGCUGUGUCUAGUAUCUACCCUUCAAUCAAGCCCCUCUUCUUUCCAUGUGCCUUAAUACCCCUUUCUCUGCCUCGCUCACCUUUCACCUCUUUGCUUGUAUAUUUGUCGCAUGAUUAACUGGCUGUGUCCACUGCCAAGCUGCCAAACCCUAAGUGCAUCUUAACUGGUGAGUUCAAUGUAAACGCAGUCAAAUCCUCCACCCAGUAUUCAUUUUUCUCCGUGCUCAGUCUUACAUAUCAGAAGCAAAGGUGACCCGACCAAAUCUGUAUUUUUCUUUCAUUGUUUUUAAUGUUACUGGUGGUCGUUUUAUUCUGACGAAAUGUCAUUGGUUAAGAGAGAAAUGUCAUGGCUUUGUUCGUACUACAUUUGAGUAACAAGGAAUGUGCAAAAUAUGAACCAUUCAAAGUAUUCAUCGUGCUAAUCUAUACCUGCAAAGGCUCUUGGGAGAAGUAGUGUGAAAUAAGCCAGUCAAUUUAGCUGUUGUUUUUCUAUAUAUUAUUAUUUUCUAUGGAUUUCUAUCUGCGAAAUGUGUGCUUUCCCAUUUACGUGUGUCUACAUUCACUGUUACAACACGCUAUUUACGUGUUUUUGAUGUUUUCGUUGUACUGCCUGUGUCUCGCACCCUGAAGGAUGCGGUUUAAUCGCUAGUCUUUAGAAAGGUCAAGCGGAUUAUGUAGCAGCUCUCACAGAUGUGACUUGUAUUCAUUUUGUCCAGAGUGCUAGGCGACUGGUUUACUGCUCUGUUAUAGCUGUCAAACCGGUCAUUUGACGUUAUAAUCAUGGAACUAUUGCACUUCUGGCCAACACUACAUAAUGUGAUGUUAUUCUAUCGAUGUUCAUUGAGAUGUACUGUUAGCAUUGAAGCUACGCUGUUAUUAAGGUGGUCCUCGGAUCAACAGAAAUAGUAGCUGUGGAAAUUAAUGAUAAAGGGAGGAAUUUUCAGUUACAAAAAAAGUGAUUGACAUCAGAAGUAAAAAGAGGUGUCAUAUGUAAAAAGAAGCACUUCUGAAAUCAGGUUGCUGUCUCUAUUUGAGAACCUUUCGUAGCCUUAACUGAAGCUAGCUGUGUUGUAUUGUACUACUAAUAGACGUAACUACUAGUACAUAAUAGUAUGAUAUACAAGUAUUGAGUACAUGGAACAUAUGUGGUGACAUUGCAUUUCAUCAGAGGAAAGGCAAGCGGUCCUUCCUCAUGUAUACUGUAUGUAUGACUGGUUCAAUCAAAUGUCCCCUCUGGGGGUUGAAUAAAGUACUAUCUUACCGUUCAAUCAAUGCCUCAGAUCAGUAUGUUCAAGGGAAAUAAGUCAGAUAGCAUAGCUUGCUAGCCCUGUGUGUCUCAUGGCAUUACAGGGUCUAAUGAGACGACUGACUCGGUAUAGGAAGUGAGGUUGACAACUAACUUGCCUUAUCUCCACACUGUCACCCUCUGCCUCACCGUCGCCACAUAAACUCCCUCUUAUGAACAGAUUUUUUUUCUCCUUCAUUUUAUAUUUUUAUGCGAAACACGAGACAUUUGUUAUAUUUAAGUGUGUUUUUUUUUCAAUAUGAUUUGUCAGGAGCCUGAAUGCAUGUGUCCGAACAGGUACUAUUAUAGCUCAGCAACCAAACCAGGAACUGUACCAGAUGUUCCAGUAUGGGAAUAUUUUAGAUGUUGUAAUUAUUGUUGAAAUGCUACUACUGUACCCAUUUUAGUAAAGUAUUAUCCUAUUUUUUGUUCACUUUAGUUUGAAACAUUUUAUACUGUACACAAAGGUAAAUAAAAAAACUGAUUUCAAACAUA